GAAAAACAAAACUGUUUCCUUGUUGUUUUUGUUGCCUGUGUUUGCCAGUCGAUUUGCGUAAAUUGUGUUUGUUUUUAGUGGGCUAAAAAUAGAGAUCAGAUGCCGCAAAAUAUUCAAAAAGCAUUCGAAACAAUAUUUUUGAUCUUCAGGUGUGCGCUCAUUUUCAGUCGUCAGUGAGACGGGCCCCCAGGCGAAGCAAUGGCCAGUUCCUCCGCAUCCAAAUCCGCCAUCUCAGCGAAAUCGAGAAGCGGAAAGAAUGCGGCUCCGCAAAUCAAAAGGGGUCAGCGGAUCCUCACGGAGAAGCCCUUUGCCUUUGUCCUGAAGUCGCAGUAUCGCCUGGAGCGCUGCGACAAUUGCCUGGAGGCAACCAAGGUGCUCAAGUGCUCCAACUGCCGGUACGUGUCCUACUGCCAUCGCUCCUGCCAGAUGCAGGCGUGGGCCCAGCACAAGCACGAGUGCCCCUUCCUGAAGAAAGUGCAUCCGCGGAUCGUUCCGGAUGCGGCCAGGAUGCUCUGCCGCCUGAUCCUGCGCCUGGAGCACGGCGGCGAUCUCAUCCGGGGCUACUACGCCGAGCACGGCUCCCGCAAGUUCCGCGACCUCAUGUCCCACUAUGCCGAAAUCAAGAACGAUCCCAGGCGACUGGAGCACCUGGACUCGCUGCACGCCGUGCUCAGCGACAUGAUGGCCGAGAGUCCCAGCACGGUGCCGAACAAGACGGAACUGAUGAGCAUUUACGGUCGUCUCAUCACCAAUGGCUUCAAUAUCCUAGACGCCGAGAUGAACUCGAUUGCCACGGCCAUUUACCUGGGCGUCUCGAUCACGGACCACAGCUGCCAGCCGAAUGCGGUGGCCACCUUCGAGGGCAACGAGCUGCACGUGCACGCGAUCGAGGAUAUGGAGUGUUUGGACUGGUCCAAGGUCUUCAUCAGCUACAUCGAUCUGCUGAAUACGCCGGAGCAGCGGCGUCUGGACCUCAAGGAGCACUACUAUUUCCUCUGCGUCUGCAGCAAGUGCACGGACGCCAAGGAGUCCAAGGAGAUGCUGGCCGCCCUGUGUCCCAAUCGCAAUUGUGGCGCCGGGAUCAGUGUGGAGCGAACGAAUUGCCCGCGUUGCGAUGCCGGGAUCAGUCCCAAGCUGAGGAACGCGUUCAACGAGGCGAUGACCCUCACGCGGCACAAUCUGGAGCACAUGAAGGACGUGGCCUAUCUGGAUGUUUGUAAGGUGUGCCUGGAUAAGCAGACCGGCGUCUUUCAUCCUUUGAACGUUUGGUAUGUAAAGACUUUGGACUCGGCCUUUGAAGCCGCCAUCGAAGUGGGCAAGUGGGCCGAUGCUUUGGACUAUGGACAACGCCUGUUGCCGGGCUUCCGGAAAUACCACGGCCCCUGGAAUCCGCUGCUCGGCCUGCUGCACAUGAAGCUCGGCAAGAUCCAGCUGUACGAGAACCACGCCAAGGAGGCCCUGCACCAUUUGGAGGAGGCCCAGCGCAUCCUGACCGUCACCCAUGGCCGAGAUCACCGACUGCUCACCGAGCAGCUGUACGUUCUUAUUCUUCAGGCCAGACACGAGGCGCACUAGCAUUGUUAUUAUUACUUUAAAUAAAGCUUAAGAUAGAGA
This is a messenger RNA of Drosophila takahashii, 1614 nucleotides long. RefSeq names its product SET and MYND domain containing, class 3 (gene Smyd3). Gene Ontology annotation, molecular function: protein binding. Gene Ontology annotation, cellular component: nucleus. Lineage: Eukaryota; Metazoa; Arthropoda; Insecta; Diptera; Drosophilidae. The record is from RefSeq and is a predicted model, not a curated record.